Molecule: messenger RNA, 1587 nt
Organism: Mercurialis annua (annual mercury)
Lineage: Eukaryota; Viridiplantae; Streptophyta; Magnoliopsida; Malpighiales; Euphorbiaceae
Product: UDP-D-xylose:L-fucose alpha-1,3-D-xylosyltransferase MGP4
Exons: 4
Coding region: 166-1242 (358 amino acids)
Cellular component (GO): Golgi apparatus
Molecular function (GO): glycosyltransferase activity
Source: RefSeq, a predicted model, not a curated record
GUAUAAACUCAUCAUUCAGUUGUUCUGUUACUCACACUCAACACUGAAAACCAUUCUCAAAAAUCACAGAUCUGUUCUCAAUCGUUAAACUUAUGCAACCAUAAAUUCUCUCGAUCCAAACACUUUUUAAAUGCAUAUCUGAGAAAAUCCAAGAAAAUUGUAGAAAUGACAUCAUUUCUACACCAAAGACCACUCCACAAUUCGCUCUCAGAUCCUCACCCAUUAUCAAAUCAAGAUAAUCCAUCCGAUUCUCAGAAACAAAUUUCAAUCUUCAGCCGUACCGGUAUUGUAAUUCUGUUAUCUCUUCUGUUAAUUCUCGGCGUCUUCAUGCCAUGGACGGAGUUACCUCACGGAAUAUUCUCUUCUAUGAAACAAUCUUCUUCCGUUACUAAAUGGCGUCAGUACACGUUGCAUCAAGCGGCGUCGUUUGUUGCCAAGAACGGGACUGUGAUUGUUUGUGCUGUUAGUGAGCCUUAUUUACCGUUUCUUAGUAACUGGUUGAUUAGUAUUACGAGGCAAAAGCAUCAAGAUCAAGUGCUGGUUAUUGCUGAAGAUUAUGCGACGCUGUAUAAGGUAAAUGAGCGGUGGCCGGGGCAUGCUGUGCUGGUUCCUCCGGCUCCGGAGUCGCAAACCGCUCAUAAAUUUGGUUCUCAGGGGUUUUUUAAUUUCACAUCAAGGAGACCUCGGCACUUGCUGGAUCUUUUGGAGCUUGGGUAUAAUGUCAUGUACAAUGAUGUCGAUAUGGUUUGGUUAGGAGAUCCUUUCCCAUAUUUUCAGGGAAAGCAUGAUGUGUACUUCACUGAUGACAUGGCGGCUGUGAAGCCUCUAGAUCAUUCCCAUGAUUUGCCGCCUCCUGGGAAAAAGGGGCGAACUUAUAUCUGUAGCUGUAUGAUUUUCCUGCGCCCUACUGAUGGAGCAAAACUAGUCAUGAAGAAGUGGAUUGAGGAACUUCAAGCUCAGACAUGGUCUAAAGCAAAGAAAACAAAUGAUCAGCCUGGUUUUAACUGGGCAUUAAUGAAAACUGCUGGACAGGUGGACCUCUACCUGCUGCCACAAGCAGCAUUCCCCACGGGAGGAUUAUAUUUUAAGAACGCGACAUGGGUGCAGGAAACCAAAGGAAAACAUGUUAUCAUUCACAACAACUACAUUACGGGUUUUGACAAGAAGAUAAAGCGCUUUCAUGAUUAUGGCCUCUGGUUGGUAGAUGAUUAUGCUCAAGAGUCGCCACUUGGAAAAUUUUGAGUUGAAGACCUUAGAAGGACCGGUCACAGUUCUCUUCUGGAGAAACCAAGUUGCAAAUUGGGUUAUUUUCACCCACCAACUUAUAGUCCCUCGAUCAUUUUGAAGCAUAGGGAGCAUCCGAGUCUAACGGUCCUGAUCUUUUUUCCUUCAUUAGUAAAUUCAUUACAUAAGGGAGCUGCAGGAGUGUUAUUAUUGUUGUUAAAAUGAGCUAUUAUUCCCUGUUCUAGAGAUGAAAUUAAUGGGAAUGAGAAGUAGUUGCUUAACUUUUUUUGCAGAAAUACAAUUUGAUGUACUAAACGAGCAACGAAGCAUUUUUUUGAGAUCUGGUGGAUAUUAUUUAAAAUA